CCUAAGAUAUGAUCCUUAACAUAUCUUAAAAUUCCUUAAUUUUAAAAUGUAUAGUGUUUUUCAUCAUUUUAGUUCUAUUAAUAAUAUUCUAUUUCCUAAGAAAUAUUUAUAGCACCUAAUAUCUGUGUCGUCGGUAUAGUUAUCUCAUCUGAGGAAAUUACCUGAAAAACUGGAAAAGAUGAAUUUUGACAUAUUUUUAAUUUUUCUAGCAGUAAGAAUAUCCUCCAUAUUUUUAGUACAAACUUUUUUUGUACCUGAUGAAUACUGGCAGUCUCUAGAAGUGUCCCACUAUUUAACAUUUAAUUAUGGAUAUUUAACUUGGGAGUGGACUAAGGGAAUAAGAAGUUACAUUCCGCCUUUUAUAUUUGCUGGAUUUUACAAAAUUCUGCAAAUUAUCGGGAUGGAUACUGCCACAAAUUUGAUAUAUGGACCACGAAUUUUACAAGCCCUGUUGAGUGCUUAUUCUGAUGUGCAAUUCUACAAAUGGUCGGGGACUAAAAAAUGGGCAGUCUUCUCUAUGGCCAGUUCCUGGUUUUGGUUUUAUACGGGAUCACGGACUUUGAUAAAUACUUUCGAAUGUGCGUUGACCACAGUUGCCCUUUCUAAGUUUCCUUGGCCUGGAAAAGGUAUAGAGGAUUCAUCUCCUUUUAUCUGGAUUAUAUCCUUACUUUUUGCAAUAAGACCAACAUGUGCAGUAAUGUGGAUUCCACUUUGUGUUUAUCAUUUGACACUUACUAAAAAAACGUUUUUAAAUUUGGUAGUGGGACAUUAUUUACCAAUUGGGUUAACAGUAUUAGUUCUAUCAAUACUGUUAGAUAGUAUUGCUCAUGGGUCCUUCAUAGUAUCUGCGUAUGAGUUUCUAAAAUUCAACUUGUUCGAAGAUAUUUCUUCUUUUUACGGAGUUCAACCCUGGCAUUGGUAUUUGUCUGUAGGUUUCCCAGCAAUUUUGGGUAUUCACUUGAUUCCGUUCGUUAUGGCUACUAUUGUUAUACUGAAAAAUAGAGAAGUGCACCCGAAUGAAUUGAUAAUGCUGGGAACCAUCACCUUCACCAUUGCAGUGUACAGUUUCCUAGAUCACAAAGAAUUUAGGUUCUUAUUGCCUCUAUUGCCUUUGGUUCUAUAUAUAUCAUCAAGGUUCCUGUCAGCGUGGAGUAGAAAAGCUAAUAAUUUUCAUCUCUGGCUUGUGACUGUGAUUAUAUUUGUUGGUAACGUUAUACCAGCUUGGUACUUGGGAAUGGUACACCAGAGAGGAACACUAGAUGUUAUGCAACCUCUAAGAGAAAUAUCCGAGAAAAGUCCUAACGAAACUAGUUUGUUGUUUCUAAUGCCUUGCCACUCAACACCAUUGUAUAGUCAUCUACAUGUAAAUGUGACCACUAGAUUUUUAACUUGCUUGCCGAAUUUAAGCAAAAUCGAAAAUUAUAUUGACGAAGCCGAUAUGUUUUAUAAGAGCCCCAAUGGAUGGGUACGGCAGAAUUAUCCACCCAAUGGUACCUUACCUUCCCACAUUAUCUGCUUUGAUAAUUUAAUACCGCACAUAAGCAAUAUUUUAAGCAGAUAUAAGCAAGUUCAUCAAAUUUAUCAUACGAGCUUACCUACUUCCUCCAGGGUGGGCAGUUAUGUUACGGUACAUGAGAGGAUAGAUUUUUAAUUCGCCAUUUUGGAAAUCUUGUAUUUAUGUCUUGAAGCCAUUGUUUUUUUUUAGAUUGAUCACUGCCAUAUUUUAAAUAAAUAUAUAUUUCCUGAA
Anoplophora glabripennis (Asian longhorned beetle) is the source of this 1747-nucleotide messenger RNA. It is a transcript of the gene PIG-B, whose product is annotated as GPI mannosyltransferase 3. The transcript has 8 exons. The record is from RefSeq and is a predicted model, not a curated record. Gene Ontology annotation, molecular function: alpha-1,2-mannosyltransferase activity. Gene Ontology annotation, biological process: GPI anchor biosynthetic process. Gene Ontology annotation, cellular component: endoplasmic reticulum membrane. Lineage: Eukaryota; Metazoa; Arthropoda; Insecta; Coleoptera; Cerambycidae. The coding region runs from base 179 to 1651 and encodes 490 amino acids.